Pseudoliparis swirei is the source of this 2274-nucleotide messenger RNA. RefSeq lists its product as uncharacterized. The transcript is spliced from 2 exons. The record is from RefSeq and is a predicted model, not a curated record. Gene Ontology annotation, molecular function: nucleic acid binding; zinc ion binding. The coding region runs from base 179 to 1180 and encodes 333 amino acids. Lineage: Eukaryota; Metazoa; Chordata; Actinopteri; Perciformes; Liparidae.
GUGGUCCCCAUCCUUCCGCCUCUGUGUAAGUUUAUGUCUGAUCGAUAUCCUGGAAGCUUGGAUCAAAUGAAAAAGUGGAUAGAGAUUGGUUUUCCAUCAAACGGAAGUUUGAGUGAAAAUCAAUUAAAACAGUUGGAGGUAUCACUGGGGGAAAUGGAGAGGAACGCAACAGCUCAGCAUGCAGCCUUAUCAAAAAAAAAAAAAGCAGAAGAAGAAUGUAAAAUUUGAGGCUGACUGGGAAGCAUUUAAUAAGUGGAAAUUUGAGUCUGAGAGAAGGGAGAGAAAGAGAUUGAAAGCAUUCAAUGCACUGGGAAACAUCGAUCCUGUAAAGGAUGCUAACAUACUUUCCACUAUUCACCAAAAUACUGUGUGCCCUUGUCUUUCUGAGGUACUGAGGAAAUCAUUGGAUCCAGGACUGGACUCCGCCCCCCCCCCUGCUCCUCCAGCCUACGUGCAGCAGCCCUCCCAGUCAAAUGCAGCACACGUUUCAGCAGACAUGACAAGAGGACAGCAGCCAGACUCAAGCACCGAGACGACCUCCUCACCGGCCGUGACCCGCCUACAGUCUCAACAGGGGAGGGUCAUGUUGCAGGAAGAGAGGGGGGCUACAGCUCUCAUGCCGAUGAAAGAAGGGGUGGGGGCAGAAGGGCCACAAGAGACAUGCAGUUUCUGUCUGUCACACCUGACGACAGCCCUUGACACUCAAUGCAGCUUCACCGGACACAGUCCAAGAGGGACACAGACUUUGGAACAAUGCAAAGACCAUCUGGAAGAGCGUUUCGUGAGCGGGACGAGACCAAAACUCCGGCAGAUGGUGAGAAAAUCAUAUGUUCCACUAACAGAUGUCCUAAAGCACGCUGAACAUGCUAAGGCGGAGUUGCACAGAAAGGAGAUGCUUGCAAUGAUCAACACGCUUGCAAGGCAAAUACGGAAUAUUCCUCCAUGGCAACGUGGGAGGACAAGAGGUCAUACCAGAGGUCAGGGAAGACAAAGAGGUGGGGGCAAGCGCAGAAGUAGAAAUAACGACCCAGACGUCUGCCAUUGCUGUGGGAAGCGUGGACACUGGCAAGCUGAUUGUCCGGAGAAACAAACAGGGCCUGCAACCGCACGUCUGACUGAGGGGAGGGGAGGGAGGGGCGGACCCCAGAGAUGGACAGCCUCUCCACAGGAAAGCAGGUAGCACACAACACUUCACAUGCACAAAAUUUCACAAUGUAUGCCAACAACCCAGGCUUAUCUUAUUUCAUUUGCACGCACACACAGUACUGCAGCAGGAAAUUAUAUGCAGCCAUUACAUUGUACAUCCCAUGUGAGCGUAGGGCCAGAUAGAAUAUACGAGGAAGCAUGGUAUGAUCAACAGGUAGAAACAGAGAGUUUAGACCUGAAGCAUGUUUACUGGUCAGAGGAGGCUGCUGCGGUGUCUGUGUCUCUCUCUCCAUCCCAGGGGAAACUGUUCCUUGGAACCACUCCUCACGUAUCAUUGGCUAAACCGUCACACUGGAAAAGGCAGGAUCUGGGUCCGUGGCUACAACAACGUAUCAACCUCUUGGACUUUAGACCGGGUGCAGAAGACUCGAGGAUCGAAACUAGCGCUAUUGCAGCUGGAGAAGCCAUGGAUUAACAUCACGGGACAUUGUGGGCUAUUCUGAUGUCACACUUAUAGUCCCGCAUGCAGUUUCCCAGAAGACUUCUCACCUCUCUGCUCAGAGAUGGUUCAGAUAUCAUGUUGGAAUAGCGUGACAUUACGGUAAAACGCUGCGAUGAACUUAACUCAACUACACUUCUUCCGACUGCAGAUGAUGGAGAGCCUCAUGAUAGGGUCCAGGUAUUGCAACAGACAUGCAUCCCGAGACCUGAUCUGUUGGACACACCUCCUUCCAAUGCAGAUUCAAGCUAUCUGUAGCUAUCCAGCUCACCCACAACGGGGCAGCGGUCAGGUUGUAUGUUACAUCACAUCACACACUUGUUGGUGUCAGGCUUACUGCACACCGAUCAGAACAAGCAGCAGAGCUGAUUGCACUCACAGGGGAAUGUAAGGUAGCUAAGAAGGUCAAACUAACAAUUACACAGGUUCACUUCAUGUAUCUGGAACGUACAUGACCUUGGGCCUCUGUGGAAGACACAGAGGAUUUCUAACAGUGGCAAACCUAUCACACCACACGGUGGGUUUCAGCUGUUUUCAGUCGUUAAAUGUGAAGCUCACAUCUCUUCUUUUGACCUGUGUCAAUAGUAAACAUAGUGGCAGAUCUGGUGGCAAAGGCGGCAGCCUUAUCG